AUGGGCGACGUUGCGCAGAUCCUAGGGCUCGCGAGCGCUAGAUCUGGCUCUAAUGGGGCCGCCGUCGCGGACCUGGAUCAGCUGAAGCCCUCGGGCGCGUCACCCGCCGCGCGCAACAAGUCGAGCAGCGGUGCGAGCAAGCAGAAGAAGCUCACGGGGAUGCAGCGCGAGGUGCUCGAGCUGCUCGAGAGCAACCACCGCGCGAGCCACGCUCUGUACCAGGGCUUUGGCAAAACGAGUCUCAAGCAAAAGUGGCAGGAGCGCAAGACGUCGCCAGCGACCAAGUGGCUCCGCAAGUGCUUCCGCAAUCCUGCGCGAGCGUCUCUUGCAGGCGAGACGACGGACGACGGACUCGUGCUUACUCAUUGGGCAAAAGCUCACGUAGAGCCGUCGGGUGACUAUGUGUUUGCGCGGUUUAAUGUCAAAAGCGCGACCACGAGCUGCACGGACGACGAGUACGAAGCCGCAUUGGCGCAUCAUGUGGAUCCGAUGAUGAAGUGGACAAAGGAGGAGACGGAUCUGCUGCUGACGUUGUGCCAGCGCUUUGAUCUGCGGUGGGUCGUAAUAUCGGACAAGUACAAUUCCAGCACUGUCGCUCGAUCAGCUGUGCGAUCUGUCGAAGAAAUUAAGUACCGAUACUAUGAAGUGACGCGAUUGCUGGCUGAGUACAGGGAUAAAAAGGCGAGCGGCGGGCUUGGACAGAAGACUCUCGUGUCUAGUUCACCCGCAGCUUGUUCAGUAACUGGAGCUGCUACUGCGUCUAGCUCGGAUCUUAUUGUACCGGGCGUGGUCACCCCCAGUGAUGCUGCUUCUAUAAAAAUUGAGCCUCGACCGGUUGCGAGUACGCCGUCGACACCGGCGGCUGUUGUGUCAGCCUCUGCGUCAUCGGAACACUACCGAUUUAAUAUUGAGUAUGAAAAGCAGCGCAAGCGACAGCUUGAUCUCACAUUUUCUCGCUCAAUCGAAGAAGAGAACGAAAUUCGUCGCUUGAACGAUGAGCUACGUGGUGUGGAACAGCAACUGAAGAAGGUGGCUGCAAGAACGGACCCGAAGAAGAAGAAGGAGCUUGCCGACGUGCCUUACGAGAUCAAGCGCACGCUGCCCACCGGCGUCAUCUUGCGGAGCUCCUUGCUGGCACUCCCACAACAGAAGCAUGCGCUCAGCGCGAAGCUUUUGAAAAAGCUACAGCUGUUACUAGAUGAGUUGGGUGUACCAGCGCGCCCUAUGCCUACAAAGCCGGUAUGUGAAACAUUUGACAAGCUGCGGCAGGACGCUGUUGGGCUCCUAUCACUACGAAAGCAUCUCAAAAGCAAAGAAAACGAGGUGCAGGCACUACGCGAGCGCUAUCAUGCCCUGACGGGUCAGGAGUAUAGUCCGGUCACGACUCCCGUCACGGUAUCCGAUCGACCCGGUGAUGCUGCAUCAAGCGCUUGUGGUAACUCUGCAACCUCAUCUGCCAACCAUUCACAAAACGCAAUGAGCAAGGGCAAGACGCCAAAGUAUUCGGAAAAAGCAGUUCGUGCAGCCAAGCGUCGCAAUUCGAGUGGCCACCCAGUUCUAUCUGCCAAGCGCAACAAGAAAGCUCCUUACUGA
Molecule: messenger RNA, 1593 nt
Organism: Hyaloperonospora brassicae
Lineage: Eukaryota; Oomycota; Peronosporomycetes; Peronosporales; Peronosporaceae
Source: the annotation of a GenBank genome assembly